CAGUCGCGUGUUUUUGGUGGUCGGCGAAAGACGGAAUUGCCAAAAAUUGUGGAAAUACGUGGAAAAAGUGCAUUUUCACCUACAGUUUUAGUGUCUAUCGAUCACUUGUAUUGCCUGCAAAGGAAAUAAAGUGAAAUGUUUGAGAACGAGGACGAGCAAUACGAGGAGGAAGAUGCGGAGGAAAUUUCUCAUGAGUUGUGGCAGGAAGCUUGUUGGAUUGUGAUCAACGCAUAUUUCGAUGAGAAAGGUCUCGUUCGUCAGCAACUCGACAGCUUCGAUGAAUUCAUUCAGAUGUCUGUCCAGAGGAUCGUUGGAGAUUCCCCAGCGAUUGAUCUUCAGGCUGAGGCUCAGCAUACGUCCGGAGAAAUUGAAACUCCGCCUCGCUUCCUUCUCAAAUUUGACCAGAUUUAUCUGUCGAAACCAACUCACUGGGAGAAGGACGGCUCUCCUAGUCCCAUGAUGCCCAAUGAGGCGCGUCUCCGGAAUCUGACAUACUCUGCUCCACUUUAUGUCGACAUCACGAAGACGAAGAUCGUCGAGGGCCAAGAUCCCAUCGAGACGCAACACCAAAAGACAUUCAUUGGAAAGAUUCCCAUUAUGUUGCGAUCGACUUAUUGUCUCCUCAGUCAGCUGACUGAUCGUGACUUGACAGAGUUGAAUGAAUGUCCUCUGGAUCCUGGCGGAUAUUUCAUCAUCAACGGCUCGGAGAAGGUGUUGAUAGCCCAGGAGAAGAUGGCCACAAACACUGUGUACGUGUUCAGUUUGAAAGAUGGCAAGUACGCGUACAAGGCUGAGAUUCGAUCGUGUCUGGAGCACAGUUCUCGGCCCACUUCCACGCUCUGGGUGAACAUGAUGGCUCGCGGUGGACAGAGUAUUAAGAAGUCGGCGAUUGGACAGCGAAUCAUUGCCAUUCUGCCGUACAUUAAGCAGGAAAUUCCGAUCAUGAUAGUCUUCAGAGCGCUGGGAUUCGUGGCAGAUCGUGACAUCUUGGAACACAUCAUCUACGACUUUGACGAUCCGGAGAUGAUGGAGAUGGUGAAGCCCUCGCUGGAUGAGGCUUUCGUGGUUCAGGAGCAAAAUGUGGCACUGAAUUUCAUUGGAGCCCGCGGUGCCAGACCGGGUGUGACGAAGGAGAAGCGUAUAAAGUACGCCAAGGAGAUUCUGCAGAAGGAAAUGCUGCCACACGUUGGCGUCUCGGAUUUCUGUGAGACGAAGAAGGCCUACUUCCUCGGCUACAUGGUGCACCGACUGCUUCUCGCCGCACUGGGACGUCGUGAGCUCGAUGAUCGUGAUCACUAUGGGAACAAGCGCCUGGAUUUGGCUGGUCCUCUGCUGGCGUUCCUCUUCAGGGGAUUGUUUAAGAAUCUCAUGAAGGAGGUGAGAAUGUAUGCUCAGAAGUUCAUCGAUCGCGGGAAGGAUUUCAAUCUGGAGUUGGCUAUCAAGACAAAGAUCAUCACUGAUGGUCUGCGAUAUUCUCUGGCCACGGGCAAUUGGGGUGAUCAGAAGAAGGCACAUCAGGCGCGUGCUGGAGUGUCUCAAGUGCUCAACAGACUCACUUUUGCCUCAACUUUGUCUCAUUUGCGUCGUGUCAAUUCUCCCAUUGGACGCGAUGGCAAAUUGGCGAAGCCGCGUCAGCUGCACAACACUCUCUGGGGCAUGAUUUGUCCGGCAGAGACGCCCGAGGGGGCGGCUGUGGGUUUGGUGAAGAAUCUCGCCCUCAUGGCGUACAUUUCCGUGGGAUCACAGCCAUCGCCGAUCCUUGAGUUCUUGGAGGAGUGGUCAAUGGAGAAUCUUGAGGAGAUCGCCCCGUCUGCCAUUGCGGACGCCACGAAGAUCUUCGUCAAUGGUUGCUGGGUGGGAAUCCAUCGUGAUCCUGAGCAACUGAUGGCCACUCUGAGAAAACUCCGACGUCAGAUGGACAUUAUCGUGUCCGAGGUGUCCAUGAUUCGGGACAUUCGUGACAGAGAGAUUCGAAUCUACACAGAUGCCGGACGCAUCUGUCGGCCACUGCUGAUUGUGGAGAAUGGAAACCUGCUGCUGAAGAAGACACACACGGACAUGCUGAAGGAGCGGGAGUACAACAACUAUGGCUGGCAAGUGUUGGUGGCCAGCGGAGUGGUGGAGUAUAUUGACACAUUGGAAGAGGAGACAGUUAUGAUCGCCAUGUCUCCGUAUGAUCUCAAGCAGGACAAGGAGAAUGCUUACUGCACGACCUAUACACACUGUGAAAUCCAUCCGGCAAUGAUUCUGGGUGUUUGCGCCUCAAUUAUCCCUUUUCCGGAUCACAAUCAGAGUCCCAGGAACACCUAUCAGAGCGCUAUGGGGAAGCAAGCUAUGGGUGUUUACAUUACAAACUUCCACGUGAGAAUGGACACUCUGGCGCACGUGCUGUACUACCCAAUGAAACCGCUCGUGACAACGAGAUCCAUGGAGUAUUUGCGCUUCAGAGAGUUACCAGCUGGUAUCAACUCAAUCGUGGCCAUUCUCUGCUACACUGGCUACAAUCAGGAGGACAGUGUCAUCCUCAAUGCGUCCGCUGUGGAGAGAGGCUUCUUCAGGUCUGUCUUCUAUCGCUCUUACAAGGAUUCGGAGAACAAACGCAUCGGCGAUCAGGAGGAGCAGUUUGAGAAGCCGAAUCGUCAGACGUGUCAGGGCAUGAGGAAUGCUCUGUAUGACAAAUUGGAUGAUGAUGGCAUUAUUGCGCCAGGAAUUCGUGUGUCUGGCGACGAUGUGGUGAUUGGGAAGACAAUAACGCUGCCAGAGAAUGACGAUGAGUUGGAUGGGACGACAAAGAGGUUCAGAAAGAGGGACGCCUCGACAUUCUUGAGGAACUCUGAAACGGGAAUUGUGGAUCAGGUGAUGCUGACGCUCAACAGUGAAGGCUACAAGUUCUGCAAGAUCCGCGUGAGAUCGGUGAGAAUCCCACAGAUUGGGGACAAAUUCGCCUCCAGGCAUGGACAGAAGGGAACGUGUGGUAUUCAGUAUCGACAGGAGGAUAUGCCGUUCACGUGUGAGGGAAUUACGCCUGAUAUCAUCAUCAAUCCUCACGCCAUUCCAUCCCGUAUGACAAUUGGGCACUUGAUUGAGUGUCUGCAGGGGAAGUUGGGCUCCAACAAGGGUGAAAUUGGCGAUGCCACACCCUUCAACGAUGCCGUGAACGUGCAGAAGAUCUCCACGUUCCUCCAGGAGUACGGAUACCACUUGCGUGGCAACGAGGUGAUGUACAAUGGGCACACCGGCAGGAAGAUCAACGCCCAGGUGUUCCUGGGACCGACUUACUAUCAGCGUCUGAAGCACAUGGUGGACGACAAGAUUCACUCACGUGCCCGUGGACCCGUGCAGAUCCUCGUGCGACAGCCCAUGGAGGGCAGAGCUCGUGACGGAGGUCUUCGUUUCGGAGAGAUGGAGCGUGACUGUCAGAUUGCUCACGGGGCGGCACAGUUCCUCCGCGAGAGGCUGUUCGAGGUGUCAGAUCCCUACAGGAUUCACGUGUGCAACUUCUGUGGCUUGAUUGCCAUUGCUAAUCUGCGGAACAACACGUUCGAGUGCAAAGGAUGCAAGAACAAGACACAGAUCUCCCAAGUGAGACUUCCGUAUGCCGCAAAACUGCUGUUUCAGGAGCUCAUGGCGAUGAAUAUCGCUCCACGACUGAUGGUCGUUUAACUUCCUUCAAUCUUCUUUUUUUCUUGGCAGAAUACUAGAUUUUCAAAUACACAAAUGA
Messenger RNA from Phlebotomus argentipes, 3721 nucleotides. RefSeq names its product DNA-directed RNA polymerase II subunit RPB2 (gene RpII140). The record is from RefSeq and is a predicted model, not a curated record. Gene Ontology annotation, cellular component: RNA polymerase II, core complex. Bases 136 to 3663 code for a protein of 1175 amino acids. Gene Ontology annotation, molecular function: ribonucleoside binding; DNA-directed RNA polymerase activity; DNA binding. The transcript is spliced from 6 exons. Lineage: Eukaryota; Metazoa; Arthropoda; Insecta; Diptera; Psychodidae. Gene Ontology annotation, biological process: DNA-templated transcription.